GAUAUCGAACGUGGUCCGAAUUUCCAUACGGAGGAGGGGGGACGGUAGGGGGUACAAGUAUGCGAUACGGAUACUGUACAUGCAAGCGUAGCGUGGCUGGACAUAUGUUGCGGGACGGGUAGAACUACAAAUGGCUUUUGCGAGAGAAUCGGAGAGUCGAGGGAACGCGUACAUAGAGAGAGAGAGAGAGAGAGGGGGGAGAGGGGAGAGAGGGGAGAGAGGGAGAGAGAGCAUCGAAGUGGGGGGUAGUGGAUUAUAGAGAGAGAUGCCUCUCGAAGGAAGACAAAAAGACAAAAAGACAGAAAGAUAGAAAGACAGAAAGAAAGAAAGAAACCAUGAUCGAACACGUAAAUGGGAACGUGGACGGAGACGUGGACGGAGACGUGAACGGACGAAGACGUGACCAAAACCAAGAACGGGGACACCACGACCGGAAGGAUCCGACCACACAAGCGCAUAGCCCCAAACGAGUCCCAACACCCCCAUCCGCACGAACAUCACUCACGGCGGGGCGACUGCGCGGAGGCAAACGACCCAACAGCGCGCCAGGCACAAACGGCACCGACCGCACAGCACGGCAGCAGCAGCAGCACAGCACAGCCCCCCGAUAGAGUCACCCAGCGCAGCCGAGCGCGCGCCCCGAGCCGACUCUACCGACCAAGCAGGUCAACACUACCCAAGGAGGAGGGGAGGAGGCGAUAAGCGUAGCGAGCGAGCGAAUGAAUGAGUGAUGCUGUCCUUAACCCCGCGCGAUUGCCAACCCCCCGCGCACGCCGGCCUCCUCCGCACGCGGCUUAAGUACCCCUCCUCCACGCCCGCCCGCGCUCGCGCUCACGCCCACGCCCCGCCCACGCGCCACUGCUUCUCGGCCCCGCGCACCGCCCACUCUACGAUCCCGCUC
Messenger RNA from Heterobasidion irregulare TC 32-1, 901 nucleotides. RefSeq lists its product as uncharacterized. NCBI's taxonomy places the organism in Eukaryota, Fungi, Basidiomycota, Agaricomycetes, Russulales, Bondarzewiaceae. The record is from RefSeq and is a predicted model, not a curated record. The transcript has a single exon. The coding region runs from base 336 to 611 and encodes 91 amino acids.